GCAAUUGGAGAUACGCUUUAAGCAUUUGCUGUUAGUCGUCUAUUGGUAGAGAUCGUGAAUGGUUUAACUCGGAUCGUCUCGUGGUCUUUGGUGGGCGCGCGCGAAAAUAUAAAGUCAGAUAAUCGAAACCCUGCACUUUAUAAACAUAACACACACACGCCGGUGCUUUCGUCUGUGGUAUCUACAUAAACACACAUGCUGCUUUAAAGUAAAUAGAAAUAUUUAAAUAUUAAUUGAUAGUGGAAAACAAAUGUCCGUACAGUUGUGAUUAAUUAAUUUGUGCAAAUUACUGAAAUACAUACAUACAUACAUGAAUAUAUAGAAUACUAUAUGUAUUUAUGUGUCUUCUGCAUGGCAUAGACUUUGAACGUGCCAAUAGGUGACGUAUACGCAGCGUGUGAUAAUCAUAAACCCAAGCAUAUACUAUGUACAUAUGUAUGUAGAACAUAAAAAAUACUUUGCACAUACAAAGUAAGCGUCGUCAUUAUCAACUGCAAGGCAAAACUAAUUACUUUGGAGUAAUAUCGAAAGACUUUCUUGAAACACAUGUAAAGACACAUAAAUUCAUACAUACAAGUGUAGUGUGGGCAUGCGGUUUGGAGCUGUGACAAAAAAAGAACAAAUUAUCAAAAAAAAAAAACAAAAAACGCUGUAUAAGCAAAAUAACAAAGUAUAUUGCCAUAGCUGCGGCAGCAAGUCAUGCCACCAACGGAAACCACAAAUUAAAGACGCAGUGAAAACUUCGUUUUUUUUGUGCAAAAGUACAAACUUAGUUGUUGUUGUUCUAAAAGGCGACAAAGAGUAAUCAAUCUAGUACGAAUUUUGACGUGUACCAUAGACGGUGAAGUGAGUAGCUUUAUUACCACCGCAUUUUGCGAAAUAUUCUAGUGGAGUUGUUAGCAAUUUGGCUAAUCGCGUCAGCGAACAUUUUGAAGGUCUUUAACACCGUGAACAUACGAUUUUCGCGUUUGGCGCACAUGCGGACACGCACACGCAGACAGUAGUAACAAACACGCGCACACACAUUCACACACACACACAAGUGUAUAUACUCGCUCAACUGUACAUAAUUAACAGUGCAAGAAAUUGAGUUGUUUUGGUGGUUUUUGAAUGCGCUGAUUCCGCGGUUGCUACCUGAACGCAGUUUUUAAAGAUAAUUUUUUUGCGAAACAUUCGACAAUUUCUUCUGCAUAACAGCCGCCACAAUGAGUUACGAUGACGUCAUCAAGUAUUUGGGCGAUUUCGGCAAAUAUCAGAAACAAAUUUAUUUUCUGCUCUGCCUACCGGCCAUUUCAUGCGCUUUCCACAAGCUAGCUGGCGUCUUCCUUUUGGCGCGCCCCGAAUAUCGCUGCCUACUGCCGUUUGAGAAUCCGUUAAAUGCCACUUACGACUCUUUUCCGCACGAACAUUGGAAUCUGAGUUAUCCUUUUGACGCGAAAACCGGUAAAUAUCAGAAAUGCGAAUAUUAUAAUAUUGACUAUACGACGGACUAUUUGGAGACGGCUAUCACACCGGCCACCGAGAAUGGCACAGUCAAAUGCAGUCACUAUGUUUACGAUCGUUCAAAAUACGAGAAUAGCGCGGUCACCGAAUGGGAUAUGGUGUGUGCACGCGGCCUAUUGACCGCCACCAGUGACAGCCUCUUUAUGGUGGGCGUGUUGUUGGGCAGCAUUGUAUUCGGCCAGAUGUCGGAUAAAUAUGGACGCAAACCGAUUUUCUUCGCAUCGCUGGUAAUACAGGUUAUCUUUGGUGUGUUGGCUGGUAUUGCACCCGAAUACUUUACCUAUACGAUAUCGCGCAUGGUUGUGGGCGCAACAACGUCCGGAGUCUUUCUGGUCGCCUAUGUCAUUGCUAUGGAAAUGGUUGGCUCCACGUAUCGUCUCUUUGCCGGCGUCACCGUACAAAUGUUCUUCUCCGUGGGUUUCAUGUUAACAGCCGGCUUUGCAUAUUUCAUACACGACUGGCGUUGGCUACAAAUAGCGCUCAGUUUGCCCGGGUUAUUGUUCAUGUGCUAUCAUUGGGUCAUACCGGAAUCGGCCAGAUGGUUACUCUCGAAAGGUAGGAAAGAGGAGGCAAUAGUUGUGAUUGAGAAAGCGGCUCGCAUUAACCGUGUGACCAUACCGAGUGAGGUUUACGACAAUCUAAUUGAUGAAGCUGCUGAGCGUGAGAAGAAAGAGGAGUCUGUGUCCGUAGGCGCGGAUGAAAAAGCACCCACCGUAUUCGAUCUACUGCGUUAUCCAAAUUUGCGUAAAAAAACGCUAAUCAUUCUCUUCGAUUGGUUUGUGAACAGCGGCGUGUACUACGGCCUAUCGUGGAACACAAACAAUCUUGGUGGCAAUGUUUUGCUAAAUUUCAUGAUUUCUGGUGCAGUCGAGAUACCGGCUUACACAUUCCUCCUCUUCACGCUUAAUCGUUGGGGUCGCCGCACAAUUCUUUGCGGUUGUAUGCUGGUCGCUGGCUGUGCGCUCUUGCUGACCAUAGUUGUGCCAGAGAGUAACAAUUGGCUGAUAAUACUAUUUGCUAUGCUUGGUAAGUUGGCCAUUACCGCAUCGUAUGGCACCAUAUAUAUCUUCUCGGCGGAACAAUUCCCCACGGUAGUACGCAACGUUGGUCUGGGUGCUGCUUCAAUGGUAGCACGUGUUGGCGGCAUUUUGGCGCCCUACUUAAAUUUAUUAGCUGAAAUAUGGCGGCCACUGCCACUGAUCGUGUGUGGUUCCUUGGCAUUCCUUGCAGGGCUCAUGUCUUUGGUGUUGCCAGAGACGCUUAAUAAACCGAUGCCCGAAACGAUUGCCGACGCCGAACAAUUUGGAAAGCGUACGCGCAACGAUGAAUUCGUCGAAGCUGGUGGUGAGGAGUUAGCCAGAAUUGUUACACCGGAGGCGGAGGAGAAAAAUGGCGUUGCAAAUGGAAAAUCUACAUGAUAUAUUGCCUAAGUUUUUUAACGAAUUUAUUUUAAUACUUGUAUACCGUUAUCUUAAUAUGGAAAUGUCUUCCCUAAUACAACAAAAGAAUUCAAAGCGAAUAAUUAUUUUUAGAAAACAAAAAUCCAAUUCUUUACAAAAAGGCUUAUGCAUGCACACACCGUACUUUGGACUUUCCCACAAUAAGGUAACGGCAUACAACCAUAUAACAUUACGAUUACUAUUGUAGAACUCUGGGAAGGGAAAUCUUUUAAACAACCAAAGAAAUGUCUGAAUUGUAUUGUUUUAUCUGAAACAUUAUUGUCGGCGAUAAAAAAUCUGUACAUUUAUCUCAAAUUUUGCAUAAUUAUAAAUUCUUCACUGUUUCACAUAUAUUAAAUAAAUUAUACAUUAAUACUGUUGCUUUUCAAAAUAAAAGGUCCGAUCUAAAAAACUGUUUUAAUAUACCACAUACAAAAAUAACAGUCCCAAUCCGAGUAACUAAUGAAAAAAUGUACAGAUCUUGCUAAAUAAUAAUUAUUUAAAUCAUGUAUGACUAUUCAAAGACAA
Messenger RNA from Zeugodacus cucurbitae (melon fly), 3470 nucleotides. RefSeq names its product organic cation transporter protein (gene Orct). The coding region runs from base 1206 to 2921 and encodes 571 amino acids. Gene Ontology annotation, molecular function: transmembrane transporter activity. NCBI's taxonomy places the organism in Eukaryota, Metazoa, Arthropoda, Insecta, Diptera, Tephritidae. Gene Ontology annotation, cellular component: membrane. The record is from RefSeq and is a predicted model, not a curated record. Gene Ontology annotation, biological process: transmembrane transport. The transcript has a single exon.